Messenger RNA from Symbiodinium natans, 7041 nucleotides. Lineage: Eukaryota; Dinophyceae; Suessiales; Symbiodiniaceae. The record is from the annotation of a GenBank genome assembly.
AUGGCAAGCUUUUACGGCCACGGGGUGUGGCACGACGGUGGCAGUGGUGAUGCUGCUGGAAUGGCGGAUGAGAGUAGAGACAAGCCUGGGGAACCGAAGCCUUCUGUAUCGGGCUCUCGGGACGAGCGGCCGUUUGAAGGGUCAGAAGGUGAAACAGGGGACAAAGACCAGUGGAAAUCUUCCGACUGGUGGCAGAGUUUAUGGGAUGCUGGCUGGGAUCGCGAUGGCUGGCAAGGAUGGGGUGGUCGAUCGAGUUGGACAGACACUUGGACAUCUGUCUCUUCAGGGGCAAGUGAUGGGGAUCGUGAUCGAGGGCCUCGUGAUGGAGUUCCUCUUCGUGAUGAUGGCGACACCUUCUCCGACGGCCACCGGGACAGUUCCAAGGGCGAGGUUGCUGGGGGCGAGGGAGGCCGUGGACCUUCCGAACGCAUCAUGGUGUUUUCCUUGCCCGGGGAGGGCGAUGGCGAUGAGCUGGGUACGUUGGACAUGGAAAGGCUUGGCUCCACGAAGGGGAUGGAGUACUACACCCAAUGGGUUCGCGACCGCUAUCUCGAUGUCCAGGUGACCCAAGUUGGGCGGAGCCUCUCAGAGUUCUUCAGGAGAUUGAGGAGGAAGCCUGGCCAAAGCAUCCGAGACGACUGCGGGGAGUAUGACCGCUGCUAUGCGAGGCUUAUGGAGUGUGGCUGUGUCCUGCCUGACAUUGCAUGUGCUUGGGUGUUCAUAGACCGCCUUGGACUCGACGAGGCGGCAGAACUCAACUUGCUUGCCAGUGUGGGCAAUGUCUAUGACUUGAAGAUGUUGCAGAGGGCGGCCAUCGUGCAGGACAGGGCUUUGAGGAAGCCUUGGGAACAAGGGAAUCCUCAGCACCAAAAGGGGCAUCGUGGAGCACCUUGGUGGAAAAAGAACCAGUUCGUGACCCAGACUGCGAAUGUGGCGGAUGUGGAGAUUGAAGAGGCCGAGGCGAUGUCCGAGAACGGGGAGACGAUUCCGCAGGAGAUCGCCGAAGAGUGGUUCGAGGCCUUCAUGACACAUGAGACUGCCAAGCAAAAGUAUCGUGAUGCUGCCAAGAUGCGAGGCUCAGAUCCGGAGGCCGUGAAGAGGUUGGCUUCGGAACGUCUCCAGAUAGGCGAAGAGCUUCUGUGCGGGGAGAACUUCAUGUGCAGCGUCGUGUGUGUGACUUGGGACCUCAAGAAGGAAGGCCGGGCACCCCUCUUAGCCAUAACUGACACGGCCAAGACAGUUGCCGGAGCGCCUUGGGUCGAGACCUAUCUCGCUGCGGCAAAGGAUGUGAACUUCACCCCAUUGGUCCUGGACUCCAAGGAGGCAUUCAAGUUUGGGGCAUCGCGGAUCUUCGAGUCGGCCUACUCCAUCGUAAUCUCCUUCGGUUUGGGGUCCCAGGUGGUGCAGGUGAAGGUCGCCGUCGUGAAUGGUGAUGUACCACUUCUUCUGAGCCGAAAGGUGCUCGGGCAACUUGGUAUGGUGCUAGAUGUAGCCUCCAACAGGGCCGAUUUUCGGGCCACGGGGGUCCAAGGCUUGGCUCUUCAUCUCACAGAGACCGGGCAUCCGGCCAUAGCAGUACAGCCUGAGCAGAAGCCUGCAGGGAGCAAUCCUGGCCCUUGGCAAGACAUCGAGCUGCAGCUGUUCCCGAAGUGUGCGCAAUACACGGCUUUUGUCGCAGAGAGCAUGAGUGUUGAGGGAGAUCGAGAACUGUUGUGUGGUGACAAUCAUGUCCGUGAACGUGUUGGCAGUGCAAGUGUUGGACUUGAGGCCCCUCAGAACCCCAAGUUGUUCUUCCCGAAGAAGAUCGGGUUGGCUACCCACAACAUGUUGCUUGAUGAUUCUCUCACUCCUUCAUCCUUCAUGUCGUGGUGGGAAAACACGAAAAUCUCGAAUGACUUUUGGGUCGAGGGCGAACACUCCCUUGUACGAGUACAUGUCGUUCCUCGCAAACAUUUCUUCGAUCCUGAAGGCUGGUCCACGGGCUCUGAGGUCCAUAAGCAUGCGCUCCUUGAACAACUGGGACAGUGUUUGCUAGAGCGGCCCAAGCAGCUCUGGGAGCUGACCAAGGCGGAACUCUACGAGGAGGCGGAGAGCCGAGGCCUUUGGGUGAACCCUUCUUGGUCGGCACCGGAGGUGAGAUCCCUGAUUCGCGAAGACAUCGACAGAGCCUCCAGUGUCACUCCGGCUACAAUGAUUCCACCCGGGCUCUCCAAGAUGACCCUCGAGAUGCUCAUCCAGACCGUGACCGAGAUGAACAUAGAGAUUCCCCCGAGGGCGUCCAAGGGAAUGGUGAUGCGCUUGAUCAGGGACGGAGCCGGUGGAGGAGAUCAGCAUGUGAUGACGUUCGGACGAUACAAGGGGUACUUGUUCACCGAGACACCUCCGGGAUACCGCCAGUGGGCGAUGCGCGAGGUGCAGGAGAACUCCAAUGCAUCCGAGGAGCUUCGGAUGUAUGCAGAAUGGUGUCGUGCCCGCCCAGAGGGCAACUCCAAGGGGACCUACUUCCACCUCAGCGAGGACGAUCCGGAAGCGAAUGCGACGACCCCCUAUGUCUUCGACGAGGUGGACAACACGAGGUGGGAGCUGCUGGGGAGGACCGGAACUUCGACAAUCCAGCACCCGAGCACAGUGUCCCCAAAGCCAAAGGCCUACCCUCGGACGCCAACGACACUGGGCACCAGGAGGGGGGCACCGUGGGAAACGGGAUCAAGCUCGUCGAUGCAGGCGGAGUUGGACCCGGAUGUGCUCGAGGAGAUCCAACAACUCGAAACCCGCCUAGCAGUCAUCCGGGAUCGACAUGGGGGACUAAAUGGUCCCGAAGAACAGGCCACGGGGGUCGACGAUGACCCGUGUCCUGGAGCCACCAUCGUCACUGAAUUCGAACCCACCGAGGAAGUCUUCUACGAGUGCUUUGAGGAGACCGAUGGCUGUGUGGAACAAGAUGGUGGGAAAGAGAUCCUGUCCGUGGAAACCAUGAAGGAUGCUGAGCAAUGCGAAGCCUUGGCAAAACAAAAGUUGAAGGAGAAAAAGUUCGAGAUAGUCGACCUCCUCGAGAUUGUCGAGAACAUCAACUUCAGCCGCAAGGGGCGUCACCGUCGGGCCUAUGGUGACAAGGAUGCGGUCAUCAAUGGGAUCCUUGGGGGGCUUUGGUCCUAUGGCUCUAUGUCUGGGAUCUCGAAUGUCAGUAUGAGCCUUCCCUGCACGAUGAAGUACAUCAAUGUCUUUAUGCGGAACAAGCUUGGAAACGAUGCGACAUGGACAUCCUUCGCACUGAAUCGAGACAUUGCGACUGAUGUGCAUUGCGACCACAACAACUUGCCGGGUUCGAUCUCCUACACCAUGUCGUUCGGAAACUUCUCCGGAGGAGAACUUUGGUGCCACGACGAGGAAACCACUCCAGAACUAUGUGUACUUCGACAUGGGCCUGCCGGAGAAGCACUAAGAGGAAGGCUGGUCGUGACUAAGGACGUCCCGGUCGCCUUUGAUGCUCGAAAGAAGCAUGCUACUCAGGAGUGGGAAGGUACACGUUGGUGCCUCGCUUGCUUCACCACCAGGAGCUUCAAAGAUCUUGACCGCGGAGAUGAAGAGCUUCUUCUCGGUAUGAGUUUCCCUGUGCGUGGUCGUACCCAAGCCAAGGCCAAGAAAGAGGAAGCUCGACCCAACAAGGGACUUCGCAAAAAGCUAUGGAGGAGUGCCAGGAGGCUGGCUACUUUGGCAACUUGGUCGGUCUCUUCUCUGGAGUAUCCUCUUCCUCGGGGGCCCGAUGCUGUAGCGCUCUUUGAGAUCGGAGACCACAGCAGGACCUUUGAGACGGCCGAGACAACCUUCCUGACUGCCGAACCUUGUCUCCCAAGGGAUUUGUUCGCCGCUGGGUUCAUCGUUUCCCUUCAGGACACGCUGCGCGAGCUCAAACCUGGGACGGUGUGGAUCCAUGGCGACAAAAUUCCGGGGAAGUUGUCGUCCCUCACGGAGUUUGUUAACCAACAACUUGCUACUGGAGGACAAGUCGUCCUGGAGGCUGACAAAGAUGAUGAUGUGGUUUGGGGACAGGAGUUCAUUGUCGAGGUCAUGAAGGUCUACGAGAGUCAAGCGCGUGACGGCGGAGAUGGCAGAAGGCUGCUUCGGGUCGGUUCGUCUCUCGCAAGACUUCCGAAGCUAGAAGAGUCCCAUGCCGAGAACCUCUUGAAGAUCCACCUCGACCGCAAGUUCACUGCUGAAGAUGGAGGGGGUGCGCUUGAUGAGGACCGUCCCUUGGUGGAGAUGUGCUGCGCGGUUGAUCAUGAAGCCCCACGAGGACACCCCGAUGGAGACGAACGGGUUGGCAGCAAAGGGAUCACUUUCGGGCCAGGCCCCACCAUUCAACCCGAAGUGAGCAGUUCGCUGAAGAGACUUCACCAGAACCUCGGCCACAUCGGGGCCGAAGACCUGUGCAGGCACCUUAGACUUGCGGGUGCCGGGCCUGAAGUCGUCAAGGCAGCUAAACGACUUCGGUGUGAAGUUCGCGCAAGAAACAAACGAGGUGGAACAACAAGGCCUGCCUCUGCCCCUAAGCUGCUCCAGUUCAACCAGGUCGUGGCUGUGGAUGCAUUCUCCGCAUACGAUGCCUUUGGGAAAAGGCACGAAUUCAUGUCUGUGGUGGAUGUAGGCACCUCAUACCAUGUGGUCUUUUCGCUUCGUGGGCAUCAUGCUGAAGAUAUGGAGCUGAAUUUCUGCGAGGCUUGGAGCCACGUUUUCGGUCCUCCAGGAACCAUCGCCUUGGAUCGGAGGUGGCAUGGACCGGCUACAGUGAUAGGAACCGAAGGAUGCAAUCUAUGGGUAUCCUUUGGUGGGAGAUGCCAUCUUGUCGCUCCGGAGCAUCUUCGACGAGCUACAGGUGAAGAACUUGGUGAGGCCUUUACAUCUCGUGCCACUUUGGACGAUCUCCACAAACUCCUGGAGGUUGAGCCCGAUGAAGUGAUCUUUGCCGAUCAGGACGAGGAAAUUGAAGGCGACCCCGUGCUCCUACCUGGCGAUGGAGAUGUUGAAGAAGGACCUGUCGGUGAAGAACGGGGAGUUCGACGAGGACCCGACGAUAGAGGAGACGAGGUUGUUCCGACUGUUUCCAAAAGGUACCGCACCAAAGGUCCUCCUGAAGUUCCUGUCCGGGAUCCCGACAUAGAUGACACCGAGGAGGUCAUGAUGGUCAGACGAGCCAAAACGGCCCGCGGGCGAGAGAAACAGUUGGAGAAAGAGAUUCCAUGGGGGAUGAUUCCACAUGAACAGCACGAGGCCUUUCGAGCUGCCGAGGACAAACAGUACCGUGAACACAUAGAUCACGAGGCCCUUGAACCGUUGUCCCUCGAAGAAAGCAGGCGCAUCAACAUGGAGAAGAAGGACAGGAUCCUCAACUCCCGUUUUGCUUAUCGUGACAAAGCUCUCGCCAAACGCCGUCGAGACCCCGAUGUGCCAUGGAAACAUAAGGCGCGCCUUGUCAUCUCCGGGCACCUUGAUCCCGACAUCAACAAGGGGCUCGAGACGAUGGCACCCACGGUAUCCCGGCAGUCCAUCCUCCUCCUUUUGCAGAUCUUGGCAUCUCGUUUGUCCGAUGGGUGGACUGCAGCUGCAGGAGACAUAACUGCCGCCUUUCUCAACGGCGACGAACUUCCUCGUGAGCUUUAUUUCAGACAACCCCGCUCCGGCCUCGGGAACCUCCAUCCUGAACAACUCCUUCGAAUACGAAAAGGAGUUUUCGGCCUUGUCGACUCGCCACAUGCUUGGUGGAACCGCUUCAAGGGGGAGGUGACCAACAUGAAGCCUGAACUCCCGGACGGAUCCCGAUGUGUCAUCGUGCAAAAUCCUCUAGACCCUUGUGUGUUCUUCGUGAAAAAGGUGCUGGGGGAGAAAGAGGACGGGGAGUUGGAACUCUCCGAGCCCAUCUGCUAUUUGGCAGUCCAUGUUGAUGAUGUGAUCCUGAUCGGAGACAAGAUGGUGGUGGAGGCCCUGAAGAAGGAGAUGAGCAAAGUCUUCCCAAUCGAGGAUUGGGAAGAGGGAGUCUUCGAAUACAUCGGCUCCGUCAUCGAGGUGUCGGACAACAAGGUGAAGGUCUCGCAGGAGGACUAUGUGGCCUCGAGAUUGUUUGAAGUGGAGGUGCACCGCGGGCAGGCCGAUGACGAUUUGGCCACCGAAGAACAGCUCUGCGACAACCGCAGCCUGGUGGGUGGUCUUUCGUGGCUUGCAGGCCAGACUCGUCCAGACCUUCAGGCGAGUGUGUCCAUGUGCCAACAGCUCCAGAAGGAGCCCCGGGUCAGCGACAUCAAGUUCACGAACCUCGUGGCUAGAAGAGCGAUGGAACAUAAGCACCGCGGUAUCGAGUUCCACCCCAUUGACCUCAACCAGGCUGUCCUCCUGAGCUACCACGACGCUGGCUGGGCCAAUGCACCUCCUGACAGCGAUGAUCCAGUAUAUCGCCUUACCCCUGAAGAAGAUACGCUCGGCAUGUUCUCCGAGGGGCCCUUCAUGAACAAGCCACGGCGAGCCAAGAGAGGCAACUCCAACAUCGCUUCGCAGCUGGGCAACAUCUACAUCUUGGCGGAUAGAAAGAUCCUCCAUGGAGAACCUAGCAUGCUCAGUGUCCUGGACUGGCGGAGCGGUGCUUGUAGCCGAGUCUGCAGGUCGACCUUUUCGGCCGAGACGAUGGCCUGCUGUGGUGCUGUGGAGGGCGCCGACUUCAUCGAAAAGUCCUUGGAGACACUCCUGAAAGGAGAACUCCAGAGGAAAACCUCUGGUAGAAUCACCAUGCGAUUUCUCAGCGACUGCAGAUCUUUGUAUGAUCAUUUGACUAGGGGAGGAAUACCUCGUAUGCCUUCUGACCGACGUCUUGCUAUCGAUAUGGCCGCUGUCAGGCAAGACCUUCAGUUGCUAAAAGGAAGACUCGCUUGGGUGCCUACAGGGCACCAGCUAGCAGAUGUCUUAACGAAGCCUAUGAAGGCUCGGGGGUGGUGGGAAGUCAUCACCUCACCUUUCUCUUUAACCUUUCAAGAAGGAAGGAGAGAGAGUUUUUGA